UUCACCAAUGGAUUCUUUCUUUUUCUCUGUCCCAACAUGGUCACUUAUAUACUCCCUCUAGGGCUUCUUUUUUGGAGCAUCACUAGAGAAGCCUAAACAUGGCCUUAAACACUCACCCCCUGGCCUUCUUGCUUCUUUUUGUUCUUGCCAACUUCUUGAGCUAUUACCCUUGUAAGGCAGCUAAUGAUGACGAUAAUUCUAAACUUGGAGCUUCUUUUAUCUUUGGUGAUUCUCUGGUUGAUGCUGGAAACAAUAACUAUUUACCAACUCUUUCUAGGGCAAAUAUCCCUCCUAAUGGGAUUGAUUUUAAAGCCUCCGGAGGAAACCCUACCGGCCGGUACACCAAUGGAAGAACCAUUGGUGAUAUUAUAGGGGAGGAACUAGGGCUACCAAACUAUGCUAUCCCAUUUCUAGCCCCAAAUUCCACUGGAAAAGCUAUAUUAUAUGGUGUAAAUUAUGCUUCAGGAGGAGGAGGGAUUUUGAAUGCAACCGGAAGAAUAUUUGUUAACAGGCUAGGAAUGGAUAUUCAAAUAGACUAUUACAACAUUACUAGAAAAGAGUUUGAUAAAUUGCUGGGUCCAUCCAAGGCAAGAGAUUACAUUAUGAAGAAAUCAAUUUUCUCCAUCACUGUUGGAGCAAAUGAUUUCCUAAACAAUUACCUACUUCCAGUCCUCUCAGUUGGGGCAAGAAUUAGUCAAAGUCCUGAUGCAUUCAUUGAUGAUAUGCUUAAUCACUUAAGAGGCCAACUUACUAGACUAUAUCAAUUGGAUGCUAGAAAAUUUGUUAUCGGAAAUGUCGGACCGAUCGGCUGCAUACCCUAUCAGAAGACUAUAAAUCAACUGAAAGAGAAUGAAUGUGUGGGAUUAGCUAAUAAAUUAGCAGUUCAAUACAAUGGCAGAUUGAAGGAUUUACUUGCUGAAUUGAACGAUAAUCUUCCUGGAGCUACGUUUGUUCAUGCCAAUGUCUAUGAUCUAGUCAUGGAACUCAUCACAAAUUAUGACAAAUAUGGAUUUACAACUGCAACAAGAGCUUGCUGUGGAAAUGGAGGGCAAUUUGCUGGGAUAAUUCCAUGUGGACCUACCUCAACUAUGUGCCAAGAUCGGUCCACGCAUGUGUUCUGGGAUCCUUACCAUCCCAGUGAGGCUGCAAACAUUCUACUUGCCAAGCAACUGCUGGAUGGAGAUAAAAGAUAUAUAUCUCCUAUGAAUCUAAGGCAACUCAGAGAGCUUUGAUUAUAAAAAGAUUUCUGUUUCUGUAUGUGUGUGCAAUAUUCCAAUUUCUCCUUAUAUCAACAGGGUUUUGCUCUACCCAUAUGGUAAACUUAUCUUCUACAAACAAAACUUCCCCUUGUUUUCUUGUUUUGUUUUUACUUUUCAUGUUCGCCUGCAGUACAUACAGUUUUGAGAAUUGGAGUUUCACCACACUUUGGCUUUAAUGAUAUUAAAAUUGUUUUAA
Messenger RNA from Hevea brasiliensis (rubber tree), 1455 nucleotides. RefSeq names its product GDSL esterase/lipase At2g23540. NCBI's taxonomy places the organism in Eukaryota, Viridiplantae, Streptophyta, Magnoliopsida, Malpighiales, Euphorbiaceae. Bases 99 to 1232 code for a protein of 377 amino acids. The record is from RefSeq and is a predicted model, not a curated record. The transcript has 5 exons. Gene Ontology annotation, molecular function: hydrolase activity, acting on ester bonds.